AUGUCUAUGGAACAGGAGCGGGACGUUCUUCCGAAAGAGGAAAGCGAAAUCCGUACACAUGCUUCCGACGACAAUUCGUCAGAGGAAGGUGACGAUGUGAUGGACGAUUCUUCUGAAGAAGACGAGGACGACAACGACGAAGAAGCCAUCCAGAAAGUCAGGGAAGGUUUUAUCGUUGACGAUGAUGAAGACGAUGAUUUGUCCCUGAGAAAGAAACGCAGAAAGCACAAGCGUAAGAGAGAGAAGGAGAGAGCCUCGGAACCAAACGAUGCUUUAGACGAUGACGACUUGGAGCUUUUAAGAGAGAACCUGGGAGCUGCGCCCCUGAAACCUUCACAAAACAAGUUCAAAAGGCUCAAAAGAGCAGCUCCUGAAGAGGAUGACGAAGAGCCCGCAGAGGCCCCUCAACAAGGCAAACAAGGCCGUCUUACUGACUUCUUCUCUGAUGAUGAAGGGGAAGGUGAGGAUGCUGGAGGUGAAGAUGAAGACCGUGGUGGCGACCAGGGUAACAUUUUAGAUGAAUUCGAGGACUUUAUUGAGGAGGAUGAGUUUUCUGAUGAGGAGGAGGCCAAAGCACACAAGUUGCAGCAGCAGCGAGAAAGAGCCAAGCGGAAGGGCCCCAAGUUGGACACAUCCAAGCUUUCUAGUGUCGACAGAGAGAGUCUACAGCAGCUUUUCGAGGUCUUUGGCAACGGUGCCGACUACGAUUGGGCCUUGGAGGCUCAGGACCUUGAGGAGGAAGGCAACAACGAACAAGAGCCUACGGCGCUUGACGAGGUGUUCGAGCACUCGGAGUUGAAAGACAGAAUGCUUACAGAAGAGGAUAACUUGAUCCGUAUCAUUGACGUUCCCGAGCGUUUCCAGAAGUACAGAGCCAACCUCAACUACAUGGACUUGGAAGGUGCUGAAUUACAGCGUGAGAAGCGCUGGAUUGGUGACAUUUUGUUUGCUGAAAAACAGCAGACUUUCGAUGGUCCACUUAAGGAGCCUUUCUAUGAGGCCGUCGGCAAGGUCGUGGAGUUCAUCAGUAAAGACAACUGGGAGGUUCCAUUCAUCUGUGCCCACAGAAGAGAUUUCUUGAUCCACACAGAGGAAGUGCCCGAGCCCGAGGGCGGUGUCCGCAAUGUUGUUCACAAAUUGCUCUUUGAAGACGACUUGUGGCGUAUUGUCCGUCUUGACGUGGAGUACCACACCCUCUACGAGAAGCGUGUCAACACAGAAAAAAUCAUCGAAGCACUUCAGCUCGACGACGACCUCGUCAAGGAUAUUCAGUCUGUUGACUCAAUGGUUGCCAUUCAAGACUUACAAGACUACAUCAAUUUCACAUACUCGGCUGAAAUCAAGAAGCUUAGCGACUCUAAGGAGGAGCAGGCUGAAGGCCAGGACGAGGAAGCUAAGCUGGGCAAGAAGCACUCUAAAUAUGCCAUCUUCGAGCGAAUCCGUGAAAAUGUCUUGUAUGACGCCGUCAAGGGCUACGGCAUCACAUCUAAGGAGUUUGGAGAAAACGUCCAGGACCAGUCUCUCAAGAACUAUGAGGUGCCCUACAGAAUUCAUGCCACUGACGACUCGUAUGAAACCCCUGAUGACAUCAUCGAGAGACUUGUCGAGGACGACGAGAUCUUGUUCAAAGACCCCAAAAAUGCAUUGAGCGCUGUCCGCAAGACAUUCGCCGAAGAGAUAUUCCACAACCCCAAGAUCAGAUCCGAGGUCAGACAGGUUUACAAGAACUUUGCCUCGAUUUCCGUCACCUUGACUGAAAAAGGUCGUCUUAGCAUCGACAACCAUAGCCCAUAUGCUGACAUCAAAUACGCCAAGGGCCUUUCCCCUGCAGACUUGGUUAGCAAACCUGACGUUUUGCUCAGAAUGCUUGAAGCCGAGUCCAACGGUUUGAUCAUCAUCAAGGUCGAGACAUCCGACUACGACAGCUGGUUCCAAUCCAUCUUGAACUGUUUGACAUCGGACGGUACUUCUGAGAUUUCCGAGCAAUGGAACAAGGAGAGAGAGUUGACGUUGUCUAUGGCAUUCAAGCGUUUGACGUCCAUGGUUUCCAUGAACACCAAGGAAGACUUGCGUCGUGAGUGUGAACGUCUUGUGGCUGCAGAGCUCAGAACGAGGUUCGUAGCCAAGGUUGAUCAAGCUCCUUUCACGCCAUUUGGCUACGACAAGGGCACGAAACCCAACGUGUUGUCACUUUCAUUCGGCAAGGGUGAUUUUGACAGUGCUGUCGUUGGUGCCUUUGUGAGAGAUACUGGAAGAAUCAGCGAGUACUUCAAGUCUGACAACAACCCAACCAGAGACAGAGACAGUGGAGAACGUUUCGCUGGUCAGCUCAAGGAGUUCUUUGACACUAGACUUUACAACCACAAGCCUGACGUCAUUGUUGUCUCUGGUUACAGCGCCAACACAAAGAGACUCUAUGACAUUGUCAAGAACUUCGUCUCCAAAUACGAGAUCUUGUGUAAUGUUGAAGAUCUACAAGAUCCCGCUACUCCGCCAUUGCUUCCUGUCAUCUGGGGUCAGGACGAGACAGCUAGACUCUACCAGAGCUCCGAAAGAGCGGUUGUUGAGCUUACAGACAAACCUCCCUUGGUCAAAUACUGUGUUGGUUUAGCCAAGUACGUUCAGAGCCCGUUGUUGGAGUACGUCUCCCUCAAGGACAACAUUCUGUCUUUGACCUUCUACGAGCAUCAGAAGCUCCUUUCUGACGAUGUGGUUCAGGAAACUUUCGACACUGUCUUCAUUGAUAUCGUGAACAUGGUCGGCGUGGAGAUCAACGAGGCCCUUCGUGACCCAUACUACGCCCAGCUUCUACCAUAUGUUGCUGGGCUUGGACCCAGAAAGGCUUCUGGUUUAAUCAGAAACAUCACCUCGAAGCUUGGCACCUUGACCACCAGAAGUGACUUGAUUGAGAAUGAGCUCUCUACUGCAAACAUUUUCUUCAACUGCUCGUCUUUCCUCAGCAUUCCUUACGACGAGGGUGUGACUGUCAUGGACUCAUCCAUUGAGCUACUUGAUGCUACUCGUAUACACCCUGAGGACUACAGUUUAGCAAGAAAGAUGGCUGCCGAUGCCCUCGACUUAGAUGAAGAGGACAUGGCUCAUAUCGACGAGCAGGGUGGUAUCAUUUAUCAGUUGAUGCAAGAGGGCGUUAACAAGGUGGACGACUUGAACUUGACUGCUUUCGGUAAGGAGUUAGAGUCCAAGUUCGGCAAGAAGAAGUAUGCUACUCUUCAAAGUAUCAAGGAGGAGCUUGUGAACAACUUCGAAGAACUCAGACGCUCUUUCCACUUGCUAGAUGUCAUUGAGGUGUUCCGCAUGUUGACCGGUGAAACCAUGGAGAGUUUCAAUAGAGGUACAAUCUGUCCUGUCACCAUAAACCGUGUGGGCAAGAACUUCCGUGACGAGAACGCCAGAGUCAAAUUCUUGCGUGUUUCUACUCCAUCGCUCAUUUCUGGAACCGUUGAGGAGGGUCACAUCUUAAAGAACUCUGACUUCCAGCAAGGCCAGGUCAUUCAGGUUGUUGUCUUGGAUGUCAACUACGAGGGUUUUGGUGCAAGUUUCAGUGCCCUUCCCGAAGACAUCAAGAAGUCAUCUGGUCCCAAAUUCAUCAAAGACCCUCUUAAGUGGGACUUCCAGCUCGAGGAGCACGACAAACAAAAGGAAAGAGCCAAGGAGAAUGCCAAACUUGCAAAGACAAGAAACGUGCAGCAUCCACUUUUCCACAACUUCAAUGCCAGACAAGCCGAAGAGUACCUUGCGCCUCAGUCUGUUGGUGACUGUGUUAUCAGACCAUCAUCCAGAGGCCCAGAGUACUUGACUGCUACUUGGAAGGUGGCCAAUAACUUGUUCCAGCAUCUCAGUGUCAAGGAAAUUGUCCACAAUGCCGGCAAGGAAUACAUCGUCGAAGGUAAGAAAUACUCUGACUUGGAUCAGAUGGUAUUCCAGCAUGUUCAGGCAAUCGCCAAGCACGUCAAUGAGAUGUGCCGCCAUCCUAAGUUCCGUGAAGGUACCCUUUCGGAAGUCCACGAGUGGUUGGAAUCAUACACCAAGGCCAACCCCAAGAACAGUGCCUAUGUGUUCUGUUAUGACCACAAAGCACCAGGCUGGUUCUUGCUACUUUUCAAGGUGAACGUCAAGACGCCGGUGACGACGUGGCACGUGAAGACAGAAUGCAACGGGUUUGUGUUGAAGGGGUUCUCGUACCCCAACAUGAUGAGAUUAUGUAAUGGUUUCAAGCAGACAUUCAAGAGUCUUGUCAACGACAAGUCGAGAGGCCACAGUCAGCCAUACGGCGGCUACGGCUACUAG
This is a messenger RNA of Candidozyma duobushaemuli, 4308 nucleotides long. RefSeq names its product chromatin-remodeling histone chaperone (gene SPT6). Gene Ontology annotation, cellular component: transcription elongation factor complex. The transcript has a single exon. NCBI's taxonomy places the organism in Eukaryota, Fungi, Ascomycota, Pichiomycetes, Serinales, Metschnikowiaceae. Bases 1 to 4308 code for a protein of 1435 amino acids. The record is from RefSeq and is a predicted model, not a curated record. Gene Ontology annotation, biological process: transcription elongation-coupled chromatin remodeling; nucleosome organization; positive regulation of transcription elongation by RNA polymerase II. Gene Ontology annotation, molecular function: DNA binding; histone binding; nucleosome binding.